AUGAUCAGACCAGACCAGACCGUGUUUGUAGAUCCCAUGGAACUGGAUCCAUGCAGCCUCAAAGUUCUUUUGCACAGUCUCAGGGACAGCCCGCCUUCGAAUUUUCCGAUCCGACGAGGGAAUACUACUCUGGAUUUGAAUAUCCAAUCACAACGGGCGCCAACGACAUCACCUCGCCUUCCUCUCCUGUUGCAAUGCUACCGGUUUGGGGUUUUCCUCUCGGGGAUUAUGCGGGAGACUCCCAAUGGAUACUACGCAAAGAACGGACUAUGUUCGCCAGCCCAUUGCAACAUUGCGAUCAGACCGAGGGACAUUUUUGUCACACUCAACUACAACAGCCCAACUCUCAUCCGUGCCAUCAGAUUACAACGGGCGCAAAAAGACACUCUCGGCCGGAGGCGUUCUUCCUUGGUGAUAUACGAACCAAGCGUUGCAGUCACUCCUGCUACGUCGGUUAAUACGACGGCCGAGUUGGAAGCGGCGGCUAAAGCUGUCGGUACUUUGUGA
Colletotrichum godetiae is the source of this 507-nucleotide messenger RNA. RefSeq lists its product as uncharacterized. The record is from RefSeq and is a predicted model, not a curated record. The transcript has a single exon. The coding region runs from base 1 to 507 and encodes 168 amino acids. NCBI's taxonomy places the organism in Eukaryota, Fungi, Ascomycota, Sordariomycetes, Glomerellales, Glomerellaceae.